AUGAGGCUUUCAAAGCACGUCGCUCUUGUUUAUGCCCUCGCAGUAGGCAGUGUUACUGGUUAUGUCUUCCCUGAUUGCAAAGGUGGACCUCUAGCAAGCAACGCAAUCUGCAACACUGCUCUUGACCCCAUUACGCGGGCAACUUCCUUGGUCAAGCUGUUCACUGUUCCAGAGCUGAUCAAUAAUACUGUCAACAAGUCUCCUGGUGUUCCUCGUCUGGGUUUGCCAGCGUACCAGUGGUGGUCGGAAGCCUUGCAUGGAGUGGCAAACAGUCCAGGUGUUAAUUUCUCGACGUCAGGCGAAUUCAGCUAUGCGACAUCGUUUCCCCAGCCGAUCCUUAUGAGUGCUGCUUUCGACGAUGAGUUGAUCAGGUCUGUUGGAAGCAUUGUGGGUAUGGAGGGACGUGCCUUCAAUAACUACGGGCGCGCGGGUCUGGACUUCUGGACACCAAACAUUAAUCCGUUCAAAGACCCUCGAUGGGGCAGAGGUCAGGAAACACCUGGAGAAGACCCGUACCACCUCUCCCAAUACGUGUACAACCUCGUGGUUGGCUUGCAAGGUGGUCUUGACCCAAAGCCUUACUACCAGGUUGUUUCCACCUGUAAACAUUUUGCAGGCUACGAUCUCGAGGACUGGGAUGGCACUGUUCGAUAUGGCUUUAACGCAGUGAUCACUUCUCAAGAUCUCGUGGAAUACUACCUCCCCUCAUUCCAGAGUUGUUAUAGAGAUGCCAAAGUUGGUGCUGCCAUGUGCUCGUACAAUGCUAUCAACGGUGUUCCUUCUUGCGCAGAUGCGUACUUGCUUCAAGAUAUUCUCCGUGAUUUCUACGGCUUCGCACAAGACCGAUGGGUCACGAGUGAUUGUGGUGCCGUCCAAAAUAUUUACUGUCCCCACAACUAUGCUACCCCUCAACAGGCUGUUGCAGACGCACUCAAGGCUGGAACUGACCUAGAUUGUGGUAACUUCUAUGAAGAAUGGUUGCCAAUCGCAUACAAAGAGUCUCUUAUCAUAGAGACCGACCUACGCACAGCUUUGGUUCACCAAUACGCCUCGCUCGUCCGCCUCGGUUACUUUGAUCCAGAAGAGCGACAGCCUUACAGAACAUACAACUGGAGUAACAUCAAUAUUCCUAUCGCUCGACAGCUUGCAUACCGAGCUGCCGUGGAAGGUAUUGUUCUCCUGAAGAACGACGGUAUUCUACCACUCUCAAGUAGUAUCAAAAACAUUGCUUUGAUCGGCCCGUGGGCAAACGCAACCACCCAGAUGCAGGGCAACUACUUUGGCGUUGCUCCCUAUCUCAUCAGCCCCGUCAUGGGCGCGAUGGAUGAUGGCUAUAAUGUCACCUACGUGUCGGGCACCAACAUUACAUCGAACGACACGGGUGGAUUCGCUGCUGCUGUUGCAGGCUGCAAAGGAGGCAGACGCUGUCAUCUACGCUGGUACGAGGCCCUGGAUCGCUACUCGAUCACUUGGCCCAGCAACCAGCUCGACCUUAUUGCUGAGCUUGAGAUGAUAGGCAAGCCUUUGGUCGUGGUGCAAUUUGGUGGCGGACAACUUGAUGACUCCAUUCUCAAAGGCAAUGCUUCUAGUGGUGGAAAGGCUGUUUUCGAUACCCUCAGUGGCAAGGUUGCGCCUGCUGGGCGCCUUCCUAUCACGCAAUACCCAGCAAGCUAUGUCAACGAGAUCCCCAUGACGAAUAUGAACCUCCGUCCCAAUUCAACGAGUCCGGGCCGUACCUAUAUCUGGUACACUGGCACGCCUGUCUACGAAUUCGGAUAUGGCGAGCACUACACUACAUUUUGUUACAAAUGGGUGCGAGCCCCUGCAACAUCAUACAACAUCCAGGCUCUCAUUGAUGGAGGGAAGUAUGCUGCGUACUUGGAUGUCGCACCGUUUGCUACGCUUGCUGUUAGUGUAACAAACACCGGAAACAGGACAUCUGACUAUGUUUCCCUUCUUUUUGCCAGUGGCAUGUAUGGAGAUGCUCCCUACCCUAACAAGGUUCUUGUCAGCUACACCCGCUCUCACGGCAUUAUGCCAGACACCACUGCAAUAGCUGAGCUACCGAUUACACUCGGCAAUCUCGCAAGAGCAGAUACCGACGGCAACUUUUGGCUCUAUCCUGGGACUUAUGAGCUUGCGCUCGACACUAGUGGAGUUUUGACCUCCAAAUUCAAGUUGACGGGAAGUGCUGCACGGCUCACUUCCUUCCCGCAAAACACCAUGACUUCGUAA
This is a messenger RNA of Suillus discolor, 2235 nucleotides long. RefSeq names its product glycoside hydrolase family 3 protein. Gene Ontology annotation, biological process: arabinan catabolic process; xylan catabolic process. The record is from RefSeq and is a predicted model, not a curated record. Bases 1 to 2235 code for a protein of 744 amino acids. Gene Ontology annotation, cellular component: plant-type cell wall. NCBI's taxonomy places the organism in Eukaryota, Fungi, Basidiomycota, Agaricomycetes, Boletales, Suillaceae. Gene Ontology annotation, molecular function: alpha-L-arabinofuranosidase activity; xylan 1,4-beta-xylosidase activity. The transcript has 9 exons.